Messenger RNA from Diaporthe citri, 1827 nucleotides. RefSeq lists its product as uncharacterized. Bases 1 to 1827 code for a protein of 608 amino acids. Lineage: Eukaryota; Fungi; Ascomycota; Sordariomycetes; Diaporthales; Diaporthaceae. The record is from RefSeq and is a predicted model, not a curated record. The transcript has a single exon.
AUGCCCACACCCGGCAUUGCGGAAGCCGGCUUCGCUGUCGGCGCGGCCAACGCCUUGGCGGGCGUCCCAAACAACGCGAAGACGUGGAACGCGGUAUACCACGACGUCGUCGACUUCCUCAAGAGGGUGGACCAGGCCCGCUCCGACUUGGAAGCUUGUGCUGCCAACUUCAGGGAGUGGAAGGACAUUUGGAAGUACAAGUCUGCCGAGUGGGACUCGUGUGCCUCGCUGUUUCUGAGGUCUCCAUACCACGGAGCAACAGCUGAUGAGCAGAGGCCAGCGGACAACCAGACGCCGGCAGGUGACCAGCAUCCACCACUGAAUCAUCAGACACCAACAGACGAUCACAGGCUGCCCCAAGGUCCAUGGUCGGCCGGCAGCCAUCAACCCCCAAGCCAUCAACCCCACGAGAUCAGACGGAAACCGGUGGCCGGCACCGCCGGCACCCCGCCGCCAGCCGCCCAAGGUGUUCUGCCCAUGCGGAACCAGGGACCGACUGCCACGCAGGAGCUGGUCACCAUCAACGCCGAAAACGCGGCCGGCGCUGAUUCCAACGAUGAUAGCCUCUACAAAUCUCUCUGGGGGGACCAGUACAACCAGAUUCAGGACUGUGUCCACAGAGUCGUGCAGGGCAUCAGAGGCAUCGACGAGCACAUCGACAGGAUUAUGAACGAGAAGAAAAACUCCCCAAAAUGGAGAAAGUAUCUCAAUGUUCACCGAGCCCGCUUUGUACGCAAUCUCGCCUAUGCCCUCUUCAGCAACUCGGCCCUCCGAGAGGAGAUCGUGCAAUUGAAGGGGAACAUCGCCGGCCUCAAGGAGGUAUCGGAAAUGAGACUGAGGAAGAUGCAAGGCAAUGCGGCAGAUCUCAAGCUGACUGGAGCCAAGGCUUUUCAAUUGGCAAAUCUCGAGUACUUUGGGCGGAAAAUCGUCCAGGAACUGCGCGGCUCCUUCCCAACAGCUUCAGCCUGGUCGCUUGAACUCUGCCACCCGGACAUUGCCGGCAGCGCGGCCGAAUGGCAAGAUCUUACCUCGAUACAGCUGUGGCUUUCCUAUGCCACACCGGUGGGACAACAUGAUAAAGCCCAACAGCGCAUCAUUUUGGAUUAUUCCCUGGUCGAUGACCCAAACCCGCCACAGUGGGCCUCUGCGCUUCCUGGUGCCAACCCUGCUGACAAUUCUCACCGAGGCCUUGCCCACAACCCACGCUUGACCGAGAACUGCCAAGGGACGGGCAAGUUGACCGUGCCCUUCAACAAACUCUUCAAAAUAUGGCACGAUGGCAAAUCCUCCCCGGCAGAGCUCUGGGCCCGGGACCAGGCCUACCUCGUCCUAUCGCUGGUCAACUGGUCCCUGCUGCUCUGCACAAGCGACUGGACGGCCAAGUGGUGCUCUUCUGGGCUCCAUUUUGUUCGGGCCGCGACUGAUGUUGGGAGGGCCGGCAACAACUCCUUUUUCUUCCCUUCGUUCAGUGGAUGCGCCUCGAAGGCGCCGGGCACAACCGUCAACCAGAGACAACACCACCGCCAUGACUGCUGCCAUAGCAGCCUGAAGCUCUGUAAUCUGGGCUUAGUUCUUGCCGAGGCUAUCUGCAUCAUCCCUCUUCGCGUCUGCACAACCAGAAAAGACCCGUACGAGAAGUGCAUCGGGCGAGAUUGGAUACCAUUGUCUGAGGACGCCCUGUUAGACUUGGUGGAGAAGACGUCGAGGUCGAAAGGCGUGAGGCACGCCGUGCAGAAAUGUCUUCGCUCUCCAACCACUCUCCAAAUCGCGGAGAACAAGCUAGCUGGCUCCUUCGAGGAAUACGUCAAGAUGGUCUUCGAUCCGUGA